UGCGUCAAAAAGGAAACCCAACAAACACCGCCUUACAUUUCGGAAUUGAAGAAAAACUAACCAGCAAAACAGAGCGCUAUAGUAAUGAGCGAAGCGCUAAAUAGAGAUUACCUGAUCAGCGAAGAGAUCGGCCGGGGACGAUUCGGCACCGUUUUUAGAUGCAUUUCCAAGUCCACCGGUGAGACCUUUGCCGUCAAGUCCAUCGAUAAGAGCCUAUCCGGUGACUCUCUUGACGCGCAAUGCCUUCUUACUGAGCCAAAGAUUCUCCACCUUCUUUCGCCUCAUCCUCAUAUAAUCCAGCUCCAUAAUUUAUACGAAGACGAAACUCACCUUCAUAUGGUAAUCGAGUUGUGCUCAAGCCAAGAUCUUCACGAUUUAAUCAUCGGCAAUGGCGUUCUUACCGAAGCCGAAGCCAGAGUCAUCUUUAUUCAGCUAAUGGAAGCGGUUUCUCACUGUCACAGAUACGGCGUCGUUCACCGUGACAUAAAGCUGGAUAACAUCUUGCUUGACUCGAGAAAGUCGGUUAAGUUAGCCGACUUCGGGUCGGCAGAGGUGGUUAUGGACGGAGAAACAAUAGCUGGUGUUGUAGGGACGCCAUACUACGUGGCACCGGAGGUUUUAGCCGGAAGAGAGUACGGAGAGAAAGUGGAUGUGUGGAGUGCUGGAGUGGUGUUGUAUAUUAUGUUAGCUGGAUUUCCGCCGUUUCAUGGUGAAACAGCCGUUGAGAUUUUUGAGUCGGUUUUGAGGGGCAAUUUGAGGUUUCCAUUUAGAGCUUUUCACUCGGUGUCGCCGGUGGUAAAGGAUCUGUUAAGGAAAAUGCUUUGUAAAGACGUUUCCAAGAGGUUUUCUGCAGAACAAGUACUAAGACAUCCAUGGAUAACCAACGGAGGAGAUUGAAUGUUCUAAGUUCUAACAUGAAGGAUAGCAGAGUGGUUGUAUAGGUACGGUAGUGUAUAAAUAUACUAGUAUAUGGACUGGUAUCUGCGUACGUGGCAAGUGUCCUAAUGGUUUUUCAGUUGAAGAGGAUGCUUUUGUUUCUUUUGUGGCAGAGAAGAAGCAAGUGUUUUUUUUGGCGUAUGCUAUGACUGUAUUAUCCUUAGCGUUUUGUCUGAAGGAAUGUAAUGGCUGUAUAAUCAAUGCAUAAUAUGUUGUAUACGAGAAGCUGUGAUUAUGUGUAAUGAAGUUUUGCAGUUUGCUUAUGUUAUUAUUAUUAAAAAAAUAUAUAUAAAGUUUUAAAUUGAUUA
This is a messenger RNA of Jatropha curcas, 1244 nucleotides long. Its product is annotated as phosphoenolpyruvate carboxylase kinase 1. Gene Ontology annotation, biological process: protein phosphorylation. The record is from RefSeq and is a predicted model, not a curated record. NCBI's taxonomy places the organism in Eukaryota, Viridiplantae, Streptophyta, Magnoliopsida, Malpighiales, Euphorbiaceae. Gene Ontology annotation, molecular function: ATP binding; protein kinase activity.